Molecule: messenger RNA, 771 nt
Organism: Drosophila rhopaloa
Lineage: Eukaryota; Metazoa; Arthropoda; Insecta; Diptera; Drosophilidae
Exons: 1
Coding region: 104-667 (187 amino acids)
Source: RefSeq, a predicted model, not a curated record
GGCCGUGCUUGUUUAGUUUCGAGUUACUAAAAAUUCUAAAUUCGAACCGUUUUCGGUGGCUUGCUGAUCUGUGCUCUCGUCUGUGACUCUUGACCCCGCGAAGAUGCUGCUAGGUGGCUUGCAGCCCAGUUAUGGAAUUGAGGAAGUACCGCCAUCAAUGGACUGGACCACCCCACCAAAUCGAAGGCACUGCGAUGAGGAGUAUUUGCUUCUUGUCCUCGCUUUGUCCAUUUUCACCCAGUUGCUCUUGGUGCUCUACGUGGGAAUCGGCGUCUUUCAGCCGUGUUCCUUGACAGGAACGCAGUCGAACGAAUGCCAGAAAAGAAUCUUCGCCAGCUUUAUCUUUCGUAGACUUCUCCUCCAGCUGGAUGAGGCCUUCUGUCCGCAGGUGGGAAUUACUAAAAAAGAACGGUUGGACUCAUGCCUGAGGUCUAGCGAAAAGGUAAUCUCGGCCAUCCAACUGUUCCGGCGGGAUGCUCUAAAGGUGCUCCAACCAGAAAAGGAUCUUUCAUCGGCGCUGGCCAGCGAAAUAUACUGCGUGCUGGACGAGGAAGAGCAUGAACUAGCUUUUAAUGGCUAUGGAUGUACCUAUACUAAAGCCGAAGUCACCGAUAAGUUUUUGAUGUACAUGCUAUAUCCGGAACGAAUUGUACCAGAGGCCAAGUAAAGUCAUUCUUUGGCGUUCCUUCGAAACCUUGUGGGUUCGAGGUUGGAUUUUUCAGUAGUAUCUUUUUGCAAAUCUGAUAUAAAAGCCCAUAACUUUUUUACAGA